AUGCUUAUCGAACGGGCACCUGGCCUGACAUGUUUUAUUUUGUCUGUGAAGGCCACCGCCAAUUCGCAUGUCUCUGUCUUCUGGGCCAUGUAUUCUGUCGGCCGCAUGAACUCGAGGGUUGCACUACAGCUCGCCCGACUAGAGAGCGGCCCAAUAGUGGCCAGAGGUGUCAAGCGGUGCAGUGCAAGUCAAAGGCAGAACAUUACGGCAGAUGCGAGGCAAGGCGAUGCGAUGUGCGAUGUGCGAUGA
Molecule: messenger RNA, 249 nt
Organism: Fusarium proliferatum ET1
Lineage: Eukaryota; Fungi; Ascomycota; Sordariomycetes; Hypocreales; Nectriaceae
Exons: 3
Coding region: 1-249 (82 amino acids)
Source: RefSeq, a predicted model, not a curated record